This is a messenger RNA of Trichoderma harzianum CBS 226.95, 1847 nucleotides long. RefSeq lists its product as hypothetical. The record is from RefSeq and is a predicted model, not a curated record. Gene Ontology annotation, cellular component: cytosol; nucleus; perinuclear region of cytoplasm. NCBI's taxonomy places the organism in Eukaryota, Fungi, Ascomycota, Sordariomycetes, Hypocreales, Hypocreaceae. Gene Ontology annotation, molecular function: small GTPase binding; GTPase activator activity. Bases 273 to 1535 code for a protein of 420 amino acids. The transcript has 2 exons. Gene Ontology annotation, biological process: nucleocytoplasmic transport; activation of GTPase activity.
ACUGUCGCAGCCACAGCCUCGUCCGCUGCAGGUUGCCCAGGCAAACCAGAAGCCAGGCACCGCCCGUUGCCCCGCCCCCACCAUAGUCAAAACAAUUCGUUCCAUCAAUCAUUUCACUCCAGUCUCAAAAAGCGAAGCCUCACCCAAAAAAUCUCCCACAGGGCUCGCAGCCUCCCCACAAAGCCGCUCCUGAUUUGCUUCGCGCGCCUCCCGCCUUUUUAUCUGCUAGACAUCAUACGCAUUAGCUUUCCGCAUUUUCGCUCGCCUGCAAAAUGGCCUCGUCCAAGAUCUUCUCCCUUGAGGGCAAGGGGCUCAAGCUCGACACCGCCCAGGACAUCGAGCCUCACAUUGCUGCGCUGGUCGCGCUCGAGGAUGUCGAGGAGGUUCGCUUCCUGGGAAACACGCUGGGUGUUGGUGCGUGCGAGCGCCUUGGUGAGGUCCUGGCCACCAAGAAGAGCCUCAAGUCCGCAAACUUCGCCGAUCUCUUCACCGGCCGAUUGCUCAACGAGAUUCCCGCCGGUAUCUCUGCCAUUCUCACCGCUAUCCUAAACCAUCCCCACCUCACCACCAUCAACCUCAACGACAACGCCUUCGGUCUCAACACCCAGGCCCCGCUCGUGGCUUUCCUCUCCGCCCACGUGCCCCUGCAGCACCUCUACCUGAACAACAACGGCCUCGGCCCUCACGCCGGCAUCCUUGUCGCCGAUGCGCUCUCAGAACUCCACGCCAAGAAGGAGGCGGCUCGCAAGGAGGGCAAGCAGGUGCCCGACCUCGAGACUGUCAUCUGUGGCCGGAAUCGACUCGAAAGCGGCAGUAUGGCGGCCUGGGCCAAGGCCUAUAGCCUUCACAACAAUAUCCAGGAGAUCAAGAUGGUGCAAAACGGAAUUCGACAGGAGGGUAUCUCCCGUCUGCUUAGUGAAGGUCUCAACACCGCCAGCCAGCUCCGAAUCCUGGACCUGCAGGACAACACUUUCACCAUCAUGGGAGCCGAGGCCCUCGCCAAGGUCGUUACGAACUGGGAGGAUAUCCAAGAGCUUGGAGUUGGUGACUCUCUGCUGAGUGACAAGGGCGCUCGGCUGCUUGCUAAGUCCCUGUUAACGGGCAAGAACAAGAAGCUAGAGACUCUGCGUCUGCAGUACAACGAGAUCAAGGCUGAUGGUGUCAGGGCUUUGGCCAACGCCGCCAAGGCUGCACUCCCGGCGCUGAAACGAAUCGAGCUCAACGGCAACAAGUUCACCGAAGACGAGGACGCCAUUACCAUAUUGCAGGAACUCCUUGAGGAGCGAAAGGAGCAAUAUGCCGGCGACAUUAUCAUUGAGGAUGAGUGGGGUGUUGACAGCCUGAGCGACCUGGAGGAGGAAAGCGAGGAGGAGGAGGAAAGUGAGGAGGAGGAGGAGGAGGAGGAGGAGGAAGUCAAGGAGAAGGCCGAGAAGUUCAUCAAGGACGCCGAAGCAGCCCAGAAGCAGCCCAUAGCCCAGCGCCAGGACGAGGAUGUGGACGACUUGGCAAAGAAAUUGGAAGGCACUCAGCUCUAACGUCAAAAUUUCUCCCCUCUCCUUUUUUGUCCUCCUUGCUUCUUUUUUCACGAGUUGGUUUUGUUAGACAUUUCACAUACACGCACAACACUUCUACACAUAUACUCCCGCUCUCCACGCUCUUCCACACCGUCUUCCUCUAUCCACUACUCAAUGAAAAAAUCGAUACCCUUUUAGAACUCGGUAGUUUUCAUGUCUCAUACAUAUGUAAAGUAAUCCAUCAAAGAUGAACGUUCCCUUAGUAUGUCCUCUACACCCAUUGCAAGCGUUAUGAUAGGUAGGUGCCACACAACACAAAAAAUCACAAAUCAC